Messenger RNA from Solea senegalensis (Senegalese sole), 799 nucleotides. Its product is annotated as E3 ubiquitin-protein ligase RNF123-like. The transcript has 5 exons. The record is from RefSeq and is a predicted model, not a curated record. Lineage: Eukaryota; Metazoa; Chordata; Actinopteri; Pleuronectiformes; Soleidae. Gene Ontology annotation, cellular component: cytoplasm. Gene Ontology annotation, molecular function: ubiquitin-protein transferase activity. Bases 16 to 516 code for a protein of 166 amino acids.
CAAACAUCAGCAGUGAUGGAGUCCAGGACGUCUCGGGCCGCCUCCGUCCUUCUGUCUGAUCCGUGCUUCCAGCUCCACUCCAUCCAGUACCUGUUAGGAGAGGGGGCGGAGCCUUCCUUCAGCUCCUCCUCCACUGCCUGUCCUGUAGUUGGAGCGGUGGUUUCGUCCGUGGCUCCUCCCCUUCCUGUAAGCCCAGGAAACGCCGGCUCGUCAGAGCGUAAACACUUCUCCCUGCACACGUACACUGACUACAUUAGUGACCAUGAGAAAAACAAGGUGGAGCUCAUGUUGCUGUUUCUCACUGAAGAAUCUAAACAGGCUGCAGCCUGCACAGCUCCGACCAGUGAAGAAGACCUGUGUCCAAUCUGCUACGCACACAACAUCUGUGCUGUGUUUAGACCCUGUUCACACAAGUCCUGCAAAGCGUGUAUCAACCAACACCUGAUGAACAACAAAGACUGUUUCUUCUGCAAAGCUACGAUCACAGGAGUGGACGACUACAACAAGACAGCAUGAUGAUGACGUCACUUCCUGUCUGUCAGUCAGGUGACUGAAACAAAGCAUGGUUGUUUAUUUACUUUGUUUAUGAUUGACGUGAAAAUAUUUAAAUAAAAAAUAAAUAUAAGCAAAUCUUUUUCUUUUCAACGUCUUUGUGAGUUUUUAGAAUCUGAAGUGUUCACAAUAUAAACUUAAGUUUUUUCUCAUAAUAAUAUCAACAAUAAUAACAUGUUUGUGUGAAACUAAAAUAUAAAUGUAUCAAAUAUUUAACCACAAUAAAAGAUUUACCCUGAUCACAUGA